AUGUCAACUUAUUGUGAGUUUGAGGAUAUUUGUGGAAAGCGAGGGCGUCCGCCAUUGAACUCCAAGGAUGAGGAAGUCAUGGUGCAGUCCUUCUUUCAACCCUUUGGGCAAUCUUCUCGUGAUGAUCAAUCUGGACGCUUCAGUCAGAGAGGAGAUUUGGAAAGAGGGCCAUCAGGAGGAUCAGCCAGGUCAGGAGCUCAUUAUCCAGACAAUCAAGAACUCUUGGAUUAUGAUUACCCUUCUGUUCCAGUGCAAAAGGUGACAAUCAUGACCGAGGAUGCUGCCGAUAUCGAUCCAAGACCAAUGUCGCGCAAGGCUUCGUCUCGUUUCCACCCGUCUCCUCCGCGAUCGCGUUCCGCACCUCAGUCGGACAAACAGCCUUUUGACGUUCCCACCAACAUUCAAAUCACCACCAAUCCUCGAAAUCAUGCAACGAUGUACCAGAACAAUAGUAACAACAAUCAAGUGCCGCCACAAUCAGCACAACGAGGUCCUCAACGCUAUCGUGGUGGUGGUGGUGGUGGUAGACAGGAAGAAGAAUCCACCAUUUUUGGAGAGGACAUGAAAUCAGCCAAUACCAUGCUAGACGAAGCUGAUUUGCGAACUCCACCGAGAACCCGCAAUGCCAACAUGCGUCAACAGCACCCCCAACGUUCGCCCCACCACCGAGAACCUCAUAUCGACUACAGUAACGAGGACGAUUCGGCCAUGUUGGGAGGAUUGCAAUUCGUUUCGGAAACUGGAACUGUGAAACCACUCUUUCCUAUUACCGAAUCCUCCCAGCAGUCUCAACAAUCCAUGUACUCGUAUUCGGUGGAAUCGGCAAGCCAUCGAUCGAGUCCAACGCCUAUGGAGGAUUUACCAUUGGAUGAAUACAAUGUGACUCUGGCCAUGGACGAUUAUUCCAAGUCUUCCAGUCCAUCUAGAGGAUUUGGAGGCAAUGUGAGGCAUCGACUCCCUUCCCAGAAAAGGGCUUCCAAUUUUGCAGUUUUGGAGCGUCGCCGCAGCCGCUGUUUGAGAGGAUUUGGUAUCGUGACGAUUCUUUUGGCAAUUGGUAUUGGUGUCUUUGCCUAUAUGGAAAUUGUUGAUGGACAACAGAAUGUGACAAGAACGGGUAGUGGAUCAGGCUCGGAUCCAUCUCAAGCUGGCAAAUCGCAAGGUGGACCAAAACCAAACAACCCCGGACCAUCUGUGCCAUCCGAGCCAUCCGUGCCUAACCGUCCUCCAGAGGAAGUGGAGGAAUUGAAAGCAAGUGAGGCAUACAACAUCUUGGGUCCUCAAGUGGAGAACCCUGCCUUGCUCUUGGAUCCCGAGACUGCACAAGGCAAGGCCUUUGAUCGAAUAUUCCAGGAAACAACUGCGGCGCGAGAAGACUCGGGAGACGGUGCUGGAAGAUAUCUCGAAGAGUUAGCAGAACUGGAAGAUUUGGAACCUAUGGAAGAUGGACGUCAACUACAAACCGAGUUUAGAGAAUAUCGCAUUACCCAGCGAUUUGCGCUCAUGGUUCUGUACUUUUCGACUGGUGGGGAAAGUUCUUGGCUGAACAACAUGGGAUGGGAAGUCUUUGAACGCAACGAGUGUGAAUGGCAUGGAGUGGAAUGCUUCAAUCGCAACCGGAUAGCGACCAACGUGACUUUGUCACAAAAUGGACUGGCGGGAGAGUUGCCUUCAGAGCUUUGUUUGCUCAAGGAAGUGGAGUACUUAGUCCUAGACCAGAACGCCCUCUCGGGUGAUGUGCCAGAAUGCAUUGCAAAGAUGAAGAUGUUAAAGGACAUUGAUCUUCAUCAAAAUGACUUCAACAGUGUACUUCCCAAUGAAUUCUUCUUGUCUGAUUCCUUGCAAACCAUGGAUUUCUCGCUAAACCAAUUUAUAGGUGUGAUUGAGGUUCCUUCGGUAGACACGGGCAAGAAGGGCUUUCGAUCCUUUGGUGGCUUCAAGACCAUCAAGCUAAAUGACAAUAAGUUGUCGGGUCAAAUUGAUGAUGCGUUCAUGUUCUUUACGGGUUUGGAACGAUUGACGCUGCACAACAACAAUCUAGUGGGGGGAAUUGAUGUCAUGUGCGUACAUCCAUUGCGAGAGUUUACUGCGGAUUGUACAAAGGUGACUUGCACGUGCUGUUCGAAAUGCUACUAG
Cylindrotheca closterium is the source of this 2133-nucleotide messenger RNA. NCBI's taxonomy places the organism in Eukaryota, Bacillariophyta, Bacillariophyceae, Bacillariales, Bacillariaceae. The record is from the annotation of a GenBank genome assembly.